Psilocybe cubensis is the source of this 942-nucleotide messenger RNA. RefSeq lists its product as uncharacterized. The coding region runs from base 1 to 942 and encodes 313 amino acids. The record is from RefSeq and is a predicted model, not a curated record. NCBI's taxonomy places the organism in Eukaryota, Fungi, Basidiomycota, Agaricomycetes, Agaricales, Agrocybaceae. The transcript has 6 exons.
AUGGCCAGCGCUCCGGCACCCAUUGGUGGAACUGUAUAUCCAGGAGACUUCGGCCCAUCUGUCUUAUUUAUGGUUCUCUAUGCUGCCCUAGUUCCACUUAUGCUAUACCGGAUGUUCGACCCUGAGAGGGUCGCUAUUUUUGCUCUAAGAACAAUCCAGUCCCGCAGUGAGACUCAGAGAUUCGCAUCUGGAAUUGUAAGCCUCCUUCGGUGUAUGCUCGUGAAUCCAACGUACGGCUCCGAAAUGUACUUCCAAUCUCCAGCGGCGGCUACAAAAGGAGGGACCUACUCUCCUCCCCCACCUGGAACACCCGAUGUACCAAGGCUGCGAGCAAGGCUUCGGAGAUUGAUGGCUUUCAUGUCUUUGACCUUUUUUGCGGCCAUCGUUCCUGGAAUCAUAUCUAACUCCGGUUACAGCCAGAAUUUUCAUAAUCAAGAUGCUGCAAACAGGAAAUCGACCCUUCGGUUUGCGAGUGCUGCUAUCAACUUGGCGCUAUGCUUGACUAUGGUACUUACAACUGUAUGGAGCUUGAAGUGGUUUCCAAGUAACAGUAAACGCGAAACCGGAAUCGUAUUUACGGUAGCCAGUCUAAUGGCUGUAAUAUCCAUCUAUCGGCUCUCCGUGAAUCAUUUUAAAGUUACAUCGCUGGCUGGUCCAAGCCCAUUGAAUUCCAGUGGUGCUAAAGCAGCGUUUUAUAUUUUCCAUGUUUUCCCAGAAUGGGUGGCUAAUACCAUCCUACUCUUUCCCAAUAUUCGGAAGCUCUUUGGUACAGGCGCAUGGGGCGACUUUAGGUUUAAAGAUAUGACCCCAGACCAAGUGAGAAAAUGGAAUAUUCAACAGGAGAAAAAGGAAAGAAAGAGAAAGGCGAGGUUGGAGAUGCCAGGAGAUGCUAUCCCGUUGCAAGAGAAGGCCGAAUGGGGAUCAAAUCAAUCUCAUGACUGA